Candidozyma pseudohaemuli is the source of this 2991-nucleotide messenger RNA. Its product is annotated as RNA helicase. The record is from RefSeq and is a predicted model, not a curated record. Gene Ontology annotation, biological process: nuclear-transcribed mRNA catabolic process, nonsense-mediated decay. The coding region runs from base 1 to 2991 and encodes 996 amino acids. Lineage: Eukaryota; Fungi; Ascomycota; Pichiomycetes; Serinales; Metschnikowiaceae. Gene Ontology annotation, molecular function: RNA helicase activity; ATP hydrolysis activity. The transcript has a single exon. Gene Ontology annotation, cellular component: cytoplasm.
AUGUACACAUGCCUAACCUGUCAGGCCGAAGGCCUGGAAGAGUUUGGUAAGCAUUUCACAACCACAAGGCAUAAAAAUGUGAAAUUCAAUGACAUAGACGAAACCAUCAAGUGUGAGGAGUGUGAUGAUACCAAUAUUCACGGUUUGAAGAUGAUACGAUAUGGUCUAAGCGCCAUCACUCUUCGUUGUGCCGAAUGCUCCAAGCUGUCUGACCCAGAGGCCGAACUGGCAACAUACUCCCUUUCAAAUGGCUCCCUUUUCACCAAGUUACCUCAAUAUUAUACAUACAGAGACAUCGAAUGCAUGCGUUGCGGAAGCGAUAAAAACGUCAUGGUGGCUAAUAGAGGCAAUAAUAAGUACAUUUACUGUCGUGACUGUCGUGGUCUCACUGAAGAUCUUCCCUCGGGCAUGAACUGGAUCCCAGAGAACCACCAAGGGUUCUUGGAGGCCUUGCUUGGUAUCACAGAACAUGUACCUAAGCUGAAGGGCAAGGCGCCGGUGCGUAAGGGAAAGAAGAGCGACAAACCCAGGAGACCAAAGAAGGUGGAUCCUAAUGCGGAGGAGAAGAAGGCGUAUUACGAAGCCAAGAUGGCCACAAAAGCUCAAUUUCAACUGGGUACUACUAUCAAAGCCAAGGGAUCUGAAAGUGCAAACUCGAAUCAAGGAAGUCGUUCCUCUCUGAGAGGUAGUACCAGAUCCCCAGUGCUGAAAAAAGACAAGUCUGACUAUCUUCGCCAGAGGCCUGUUCCAGAGUCGAGAACAAAGCUGAAUCAAGCGCAAGGUAAGCUGACCAAAGGCUCGAAGGGGUCUGAAGUAAAGAAUGGUAAGUCAGCCGCCGGUAAGCCUAACAAACAGGCUGAAAGUACGAAUGGUACCACUGAGGAAUCCAAGUUAGUGCAACCCAAACCUCGCCCUCCUAUUAAUUUACCCAAUGGCAUCUACGAGUAUCAACCAUCAGCGGAGCCUCGUCUUCAGUAUAGUGAUAUGACCAAUUACUACAAUGAGAUGUGCUUCAAUUUGUUCCUCGAGGAAAAGGCUGCUCUUGCGAACAACAACACCUCGGUUUUGCAAAGUGAAGAUUUCGUCUUAGAGUGGUAUGCUCAGCAGGACGUCAAACACAAGCAGUACAAGGUUCAAAUUCUUCUCACCCAGGAUGUUCUUGAUCGCUACAUGUCAAAGAAUAUGCAAGCUGUUAAGAGUACACCCUUCGCUCAAGACCAGGGUAUGAUUCUUGUAUUAGAUGACAGGAUUCCAUGGUACGGACGGAUUGCCAUGGUCGAUACCUUCAAUCCUGAGAAGCCUUCCUUCAAGAAAGGUUAUAAGGGGAGAGGAAAACCUAGAGGUCCGAAGCCAACAGGGCCUCAAGUUUGUGAAAUGGCCAUUGAACUAUACCUGUGGAACACGAUGCCAUUGCCGACUGCGGUGGAUGUCAACUACCUCACACUUCUCCCUGUCUCAGUUCCAACCUCGAGAAUAUUUUUCGCUAUGCUGAAGCUUCUGAACCCGAAGUUCAAAGACCUAUUGUUGGGACAAAAAGAGGUGAAGCAGCUUAAUUUCAAGAAUUACUUGCAAUUGACGAAGGACACAUUCAAUGAGUCUCAAAAAGUUGGUUUGCAGUCUGUUUUGAACAAUUCAAUCACUGUCUUGCAAGGUCCUCCGGGCACUGGUAAAACUUCCACCAUCCACGAAAUCAUCUUGCAAAUGUUGGAGAAGAUGCAUACCUCGCCAAUUCUUGUUGUUGCGGCCUCCAACAUUGCAAUCGAUAAUAUUGCUGAAAAGCUCUUAGAGAAACACGGCAAGUCGAUAUUAAGAAUCACUUCCUUGCAGAAAGAGAUCGAAUAUAACAAGGAACAUCCAUUGGCUUCAAUUUGUUUGCAUCAUAAAGUUUACGAUGGCUUACCCGCCCAUCAGCAAGAGGCGUUGAAGGCUCUCAGAAGACCGAAUGAAAAGAUUUCCAAGGCUCAAUAUCUGAAACUUAUGUCAUCAAUCAUUGACUUUUCAAACAGGAUAAUAGCUCUGAGUAAGGUGAUCUUGACGACGACUGUCACCGCUGGUGGUUUGCAAUUGAAAGCUCUCCCCAGAAUCCCGAUUGUUAUCAUGGAUGAAGCCACUCAAUCUUCGGAACCAUCUACUCUUAUCCCACUUUCCAUGAAUGGGGUUGAAAAAUUUGUCUUCGUCGGAGAUCAUAAGCAACUCAGCAGCUUUUCAGAUAUUCCAAACCUUUCAUUAUCGCUUUUCGAAAGAAUUCUCCGCAAUGGUACUUACAAAACUCCCCAUAUGCUUGAUACGCAAUACAGAAUGCAUCCUGCCAUUAGUGAAUUUCCAAGACACAAGUUCUACAACGAUCUACUCAAAGAUGGUAUAACGGCUGAGCAUCGGAUCAAGGAAGGAAUCCCCGCCAACCCUGUGACUUUUUGGGACACAAAUGGCAAGAAACCAGAGAAGAUUGUUUGGAGCAGAUUUAAGAGCGAAGGCGGUAUGACCUACGCGAACCAGGGUGAGAUCCUGAGUAUCGAAAAAGUGUUGAUGACUCUCAUUUAUGACAAGGGCAUCAAAAAGUCCGACAUCGGUGUGAUUACGCCUUAUAGAGGUCAAAGAGACUUAAUUUCAAAUACAUUGGUGAAGAAUGACCUUAUCAAUCCAGAUAAAGAUGUCAUCCAUGAGGAUGUUGAUCGUGAUGACUUUUUUGACACCUCUAAGCCCGUCACCAUCCACACGGUGUCCGAUAUUAUGAUAGCCUCUAUCGAUGCCUUCCAGGGAAGAGAAAAGGAUUUCAUGAUCAUGUCUUGCGUACGCUCCAAUAAGGAUAAUAAGGUGGGUUUUUUGAAGGAUGAAAGAAGACUUAACGUCGCAUUAACUAGAGCAAGGUAUGGGUUGAUCAUCAUUGGAGAUGCAACCUGUUUGAGAAGUGACCCCUUGUGGAAUGAGUAUAUCGAACACCUUACCUCAAAAGGGCUGUUACUUUCUGGGGACGAAUUUGUGUACUCCUGA